UUUUGACAAUACAACUAGGACACCGACCACUGACACCAUGACAACCGGUGGUUGCAUUACAAACAACCCUGACCCCAUGGACAGAGCAGACCGCAGGGCUCAAGUUAUCACCCAGGGGCACCCAUUAAAAAGUGUAUUUAGCCUGCAACUAAACCAAACUUAACUGUGGAAAAAAUGAUGCAAAAAAGUGAAGCAGUUGCAGGAGAGCUUCAGCAGGGACAAAGGAUGAUUUUUACAGGCCCAGAUGGAAUUGGAGACUACAGGCCAAGAUCAAAUUACUUCCCCUGGUACAUCGGUGUGGGCGCCUCGUCGCCUGAGACCACAAGUGACGUCAGUUACUUGUAUCGAGCCGCACCUCAUGCACCCCCUCCCACACCCAGGCGAGGCUACGUGGGGGAGGUUGGCUGGGGCUGGCAGUAUAACCAGCUGUUGAACAGUGGGACGCUGCUCAGCAAUAUGCAAAUUAAGAAAACUGAGUUACGGACAGCGUUGGAGGACAGAGUGGCACACAGGUUCCAGAACAAGCAGUAGGAAGCAUUUGUAAACCUCAGGAACACACACCGCUUCAAGCUGUAGACAAGAAAUCAGCCAGGCACACAUGGGCACAGUCACGGCGCCUACCUAAACAAACACUAUGGGACGUUUUAUCUUUUUUCUUACGUAACACAAUGUCUGCAACCAAAAACAUUUACUCUCUGAAUAAAAUAUGACAGUAAAUAUGAGAUCCCUGAAUGGGAGAUUGCGGCUUUGUUCAGCUUUGUCUGUUUACUUUUUGAUACAUAAAAACUGAAAAUGUACAGUUUACCUGACCAGCUCAGUUUGAGAAGUCCUAAAACAGUGAUUGUACAAAGAAUAAAGCCUUUUGAUAUCUGUAACAAUGCUAGCAUUUAGGAAUAACAAA
This is a messenger RNA of Scatophagus argus, 901 nucleotides long. RefSeq lists its product as uncharacterized. The transcript has 4 exons. NCBI's taxonomy places the organism in Eukaryota, Metazoa, Chordata, Actinopteri, Scatophagidae. The coding region runs from base 175 to 531 and encodes 118 amino acids. The record is from RefSeq and is a predicted model, not a curated record.